Molecule: messenger RNA, 2678 nt
Organism: Notolabrus celidotus (New Zealand spotty)
Lineage: Eukaryota; Metazoa; Chordata; Actinopteri; Labriformes; Labridae
Gene: ugcg
Product: UDP-glucose ceramide glucosyltransferase
Exons: 10
Coding region: 292-1476 (394 amino acids)
Biological process (GO): glucosylceramide biosynthetic process
Cellular component (GO): membrane
Molecular function (GO): ceramide glucosyltransferase activity
Source: RefSeq, a predicted model, not a curated record
GCGGUUGUUUUUGCUACGCAGCGCUCGUGCCGGUUGGUCAGCUGACCGUCGGCCGGUCUGGUGACUGUUCCCCUGAAGCCCGCACCCUGACCCGGACUCCAGCACCACCAGGCCGAGUCCGGACCCUGUGUACCCGAGACCGGAGCCCCUGACCCGGCCUGCUUCCUGCUGCGCCCCGUUAGGAGGAUCUCCUGGACCAGAUCCCGACCCGUGCACCGAGAGGCGGAUCAUCACACCCCGGACCCCCCGGACCCCCCGGCGGCCUCAGGCCCCGGCAGACCCCCCUGAGUGAUGUCCGUGCUGGAGCUCGCCCUGCAGGGCCUGGCCGGGUUCGGGUUCUUGCUGUUCUUCGUGCUGUGGAUGAUGCACUUCAUGUCCGUGAUCUACGUGCGCCUUCACCUCCACAAGAAGAGGUCAGAGGUCAAACAGCCGUUCAUCCAGCUGGCAGGAGUCUCUCUGCUGAAGCCUCUGAAGGGGGUCGACCCAAACCUGAUCUCCAACCUGGAGACCUUCUUCACUCUGGACUACCCCAAGUAUGAGAUCCUGCUCUGCGUCCAGGAUCAGGACGAUCCGGCGGUGGACGUUUGUAAAAAGCUGUUGGGGAAAUAUCCGAACGUGGACGCCCGGUUAUUCAUCGGGGGGAAGAAGGUCGGAAUCAACCCCAAGAUCAACAACCUGAUGCCGGGCUACGAAGGAGCCAAGUACAGCCUGGUCUGGAUCUGUGACAGCGGCAUCAGAGUGAAACCUGACACCCUCACAGAUUUGACCAAUCAGAUGACGGAGAAGGUCGGGUUGGUCCACGGGUUGCCGUACGUUGCAGAUCGCCAAGGCUUUGCCGCCACGCUGGAGCAGGUGUACUUUGGGACGUCCCACCCUCGCUCCUACAUCUCGGCUAACGUGACAGGGAUAAAGUGCGUGACGGGGAUGUCGUGUCUGAUGAGGAAGGACGUGCUGGAUCAGGCCGGUGGAUUGGUGGCGUUCGCUCAGUACAUCGCCGAGGAUUACUUCAUGGCUAAAGCUAUAGCUGACAGAGGAUGGAAGUUCUCCAUGGCGACGCAGGUGGCGCUGCAGAACUCCGGGUCGUACUCCAUCGGCCAGUUUCAAUCCCGAAUGAUCAGGUGGACUAAGUUGCGGAUCAACAUGUUGCCGGGUACGGUGCUGGAGCCGGUCUCUGAGUGCUUCCUGGCGAGCCUCAUCAUUGGCUGGGCGGCUCAUUAUGUGUUCAGGUGGGACAUGAUGGUGUUCUUCAUGUGUCACUGUCUGGCCUGGUUUAUAUUUGACUACAUCCAGCUGACAGGAGUUCAGGGCGGUCCUCUGUGCUUCUCUAAGCUGGACUUCGCCGUUGCGUGGUUCAUCAGGGAGUCGAUGGCGGUGCAGAUCUUCCUCUCGGCUCUGUGGGACCCGACCAUCAGCUGGCGGACGGGACGCUACCGCCUGCGCUGCGGAGGAACGGCGGAGGAGAUCCUGGACGUGUAGCUCCCACGGUGACCCCCGACCUCCUCUGGGGAGGCGGGAGGAAAAGACUGAUGUUUGUUUUUGUUUUUUUAUGAGGAAAAGUGUGUGUGUGUGUGACUGUGUGUGUGUGUGUGUGUGUGUGUGUGUGUGUGUGUGUGUGUGUGUAACUAUUUAUGUUCCUUUUGGUGCUAAACUAAACAAUGCCAGAACAAGCCAAUAGAAAUGCAGGAAUGAUAAAACUAGAGAAACAGGGGAGUAAUGCGUCGCACUGAAUCCUCUGAUCUUUGAUCAGUCUAUGAAGAAGAGAGAGAGCCAAUCAGGAGAGAGGAGUUAAAGAGCAGUCUCCUGAUUGGCUGAUCUUUUCUGUGUCCUCGUAGAUCUUUGAGUCUGAGGUCCUGAAGGAGGAACAGAAACUGAAAGGGUCUCUGUGGUCCGGAGAGAGUCCUGGACCCUUGUUAGGGGUAGUCAGGCUGUGAAUGAGAAACUCUUUAAAGAUAAACACCUGACCUUUAUCGUCCAAUCAGACGACUUCAUUUCAAAACAGGCCUCAGUCAGACAUUUGUUUACGGGACACAAACGCAUCUUUCAGAACUUCAAUAAACAACAUGUUUACUUCUUCACUCUGCUCUGAUUGGCUGUUCAGCUUUCAUUUGAACCCCUCCCCUUUUAACCCCUUCAGCACUGAAUGAGUCAGUAUUCUGUCCGACAUUUCACCAGAUUCACCGACACCACAAGCAAGUAAACAAGUAAACACACAAACAAGUAAACACACAAACAAGUAAACACACAAACAACAAGUAAACACACAAACAAGUAGACACAGGACCAAAAAACAAACAAAUCAACAGAAGAAGAACAUUUCUGAACGUUUGUUAAAGUCUGAACACUGUACUGUGUGUGUGUGUGUGUGUGUGUGUGUGUGUGUGUGUGUGUGUGUGUGUGUGCGUGCGUGCACGCACGCGUGCGUGUGUGUGUGCGUGUGUGAGAUGGCGGAUGUUUUUUAAAGCUGUGUUGCUCUACUGUUAGCCUUUAGCUGUUAGCAUAGCAUCAGGAGGUUUGGUUGAUGACAUCAUCUUUGGGUCGGACGAACCACUGUCGCUGUCGUCCAAUGAGAUCAGUAGGAUUUGUCUGUUUUUUUAAAUUAUCUGCUGUAGUCUGCGAAGCGACCAAUCACAGAGGAGGGUUGUGUCAACACACGAACAAUAAAGUUUUAUCCUUUCAAA